CCGUCAUUUAAAUUUAAUGACUGGUUGUUGUGUGCCUGUUGGCCCACUCUCGAUCAGCUUGAUUUGCGAUCUGAGCGUCUCCAGAGGGUAGUGCCCCGAUGACGCGUUUUAAUUUGGGGGGUUACGCAUUAGUCCGCACGACACCGAGUGCUCGAGCGACGAUCGUACCCUGGUACCAUCUACGCCAUCAGGCGCAGAGUGACUAUUGCCAACGCGGCCUGUGGGGCCCGAAGGCACCAAAGCACUCAACCUCGUUUUUCCGGGAGCGGUGCGACCAACUUGGGUCUGAGUUUGAAAACUCACAGACCGAUGAAUAUCUCUAUGUGACGUUCGGCGGGCUGCUAAUUGGCCCCGCCGCGAGCUGCUACGUCCAUUAACCCCGCACGAUGAGCCGGGCCGAGGGUCACGAUGACCCAUAGGCCGGUAAUCGUGGGUGUUAGAAAGAAAACCAUGCAGAGAUGGUUAUGUGUGUAUACAUAUUGUCGGGUCGUGCGGCCCGUUACCAUGCUUAUUGCGCAGCUGAAGCCGCUCGACACGCUCGAGUGAAAUGAUUAGAAGACGCUCGGCCCGAGUCUUGAAGACGUGCAGGGCCGGCUAAAGAGGAGACCAUCACGGCUGAGGACCGUUUUCUCGAGCAUCUCCACCUAGAGGCCGAGGGCCUAGAGGAGACCACCACGGUUGAGAGCAGUGGGACGAGCAUCUCCACCCCAGAGACCGAUGGCCUAGGAAGAACACCUAGAGGCCGAGGUCUAGAGGCGAAUGCCAUGACAGAGGACCGUGAGACGACCACCCGUCAUUCAGAGGCCGAGGGCCUAGAAGAGAUCGUCACGGCCGAGGGCCGUCUGACGCCAUCAUUACAUCAUGACCGGCCCCUCGGCACGACAUGAUCAUCAUAUUUGAAGACCGGCCUUGUCCCCGCACUGCGCGGACGAGGACCGUUGCUUGAUUUCAGAUCGGCCUCUCAUUGCCGACAUCAUUACAUCAUGACCGGCCUCUCGGCACGGCAUGAUUAUCUUAUUUGAAGACCGGCCUCGUCCCCGCACUGCGCGGACGAGGACCGUUGCUUGAUUUCAGAUCGGCCUCUCAUUGCCGACAUCAUUACAUCAUGACCGGCCUCUCGGCACGGCAUGAUUAUUUUAUUUGAAGACCGGGCUCAUCCCCGCGAUGCGUGGAUGAGGACCGUUGCUUGAUUUCAGGUCGGCCUCUCAUUGCCGACACCAUUAAAUCACGACCGGCCUCCCGGCUCGGCGUGCUUCCCAUAUUAGAAGACCGGUUUCAUCCCCGCUCCUCGCGGAUGACGGCCGUUGCUUGUUUUCUCAGAUCGGCCUCUCAUUGCCGACACCGUUAUAUCACGACCGGCCUCCCGGCUCGGCGUGCUUUCCAUAUUUGAAGACCGGUUUCAUCCCCGCUCCUCGCGGAUGACGGCCGUUGCUUGUUUUCUCAGACUGGUCUCUCAUUACCGAUGUUAUUAUAUCACGAUCGGCCUCUCACUGCCGACGCUAUCAUGUUAUGUUCGGCCUCUCGGCACGACAUAUUUAUCUUUUGAAGACCGGUUUCAUCCCCGCUCUGCGUUGGAUGAGAGCCGUUGCUCGGAUAUAUCGGCCUGACUAGACACUAUUGCCAUCUCCAUUAUCAGGACCGACUGCUCAGCGACAUUAUGAUCAUUGUGUAUCGGCUCCCAAUGCCGACCUUCUUGGGUUAGCGAUCGGGUUCACCCCUCCCUUCGGGAGGGUGACCAUCGCCUUCGCAUGACGACCAGCAUUUCCAUCGCCUCGUCACUCUAUUCAUUUUGAUAUCCCACCACCAUUAUGUGUGACAUCACUUGUGGUCAUUCUUAGAACCGACGAACGUAUUUUCCUCCCUCAAAAAAAAAAGAGAGAGAAAAGAUGGGGAGAAGGGGAGAGAGAAGCUCCUAUGAGAGAGGGAGUCUUGACGAGGUAUGCCUGAUCUUCCUUCGCCGCGUAUGACGAACGUCUCCCGACGCGGAGGUUAGUAGGAUCGUGGGGGAGGCUAGACGUACCAAAGGGAACCUCGGCAGGAUAAACCAGUUCCUCCCAUUUCCCGUGGAUCGAUGAACACCUUCUGCCAAAGCAGAAGGCUAGUAGGGCCACGAGCAUGGGACGACGAAGCAGGGAAUCCCGACGUGGAUAAACCAGUGACCUCCUUGCGAUCGUUGGAUGACCGAACGUCUUCUUCGAAGUAAGAAGAUUAGUAGGACCACGACAGGGACGAACGAAGAAUAGGGAAUCCCGACGUGGAUAAACCUGUUCCUCCUUGCGAUCGUUGGAUGACCAAACGUCUUCUUCGAAGUAAGAACAUUAGUAGGACCACGACAGGGACGAACGAAGAAUAGGGAAUCCCGACGUGGAUAAACCUGUUCCUUCUCAUAGUUGGGAUGACGAACGUCUCCUGCGAAACCAGGAGACCAGUACUCACGAGACUUGGGAAGAACGAAGAACCAGUUCUUUACCGGAGUCUGUUGCGUACCGAGUGUACACUGCUUAGCGGUCCGUACAUAGGACCACGGAUACGGUAGACGAACGAAGACCAGCUUCAUGGAUCAGACACGAUGGACCAGUUCUUUACCGGAGUCUGUUGCGUACCGAGUGUACACUGCUUAUCGGUCCGUACAUAGGACCACGGAUACGGUAGACGAACGAAGACCAGCUUCAUGGAUCAGACACGAUGGACCAGUUCUUUACCGGAGUCUGUGCGUGCCGAGUGUACACUGCUUAGCGGUCCGUACAUAGGACCACGAAUACGGUAGACGAAUGAAGACCAGCUCCAUGGAUCAGACACGAUGGACCAGCUCUUUACCGGAGUCUGUGCGUGCCGAGUGUACACUGCUUAGCGGUCCGUACAUAGGACCACGGAUACGGUAGACGAACGAAGACUAGCUCCUCAGGUCAGAUAGGAGGGACAUCACCCAGAUUUAUUUCAGGCUCACCAUUCCUUCCCGGAUGGAGUCCUGGCAGACGAUCGGCUUCUCACAGCCAAUCAGGAGAGAGACUCGACACAUCACCAGCACGGCCGAGGGCCGUGAGACGAUUAUCACUCACCGACAGGCCGAGGGCCAUGAGAUGAUCAUCACCAUUUUUAUGCAGCACGAUCGGCCUCUCAGCGCCAUCGUGUCUCUUUCACGUUCGGAUCGCGCAUCUCUUCCAGGAUGGCGACGAACGUCUUAUGCAUCACGAUCGGCCCCUCAGCGCCAUCGUGUCCUGAUUCACGGUUCGGAGCGCCCAUUCCCUCCAGGAUGGCGACGACCGUCUUAUGCAGUACGAUCGGCCCCUCAGCGCCAUCGUACCCAGCUCACGUUCGGCUCGUCCAUCCCUUCCAGGGUGGCGACGAACGUCUUAUGCAUCACGAUCGGCCCCUCAGCGCCAUUGUGUCCUGAUUCACGGUUCGGAGCGCCCAUUCCCUCCAGGAUGGCGACGACCGUCUUAUGCAGUACGAUCGGCCCCUCAGCGCCAUCGUACCCAGCUCACGUUCGGCUCGUCCAUCCCUUCCAGGGUGGCGACGAACGUCUUAUGCAUCACGAUCGGCCCCUCAGCGCCAUCGUGUCAUGAUUCACGGUUCGGAGCGCCCAUUCCCUCCAGGAUGGCGACGACCGUCUUAUGCAGUACGAUCGGCCCCUCAGCGCCAUCGUACCCAGCUCACGUUCGGCUCGUCCAUCCCUUCCAGGGUGGCGACGAACGUCUUAUGCAGCACGAUCGACCCCUCAGCGCCAUCGUGUCCUGAUUCACGGUUCGGAGCGCCCAUUCCCUCCAGGAUGGUGACGACCGUCUUAUGCAGUACGAUCGGCCCCUCAGCGCCAUCGUACCCAGCUCACGUUCGGCUCGUCCAUCCCUUCCAGGGUGGCGACGAACGUCUUAUGCAUCACGAUCGGCCCCUCAGCGCCAUCGUGUCCUGAUUCACGGUUCGGAUCGCCCAUUCCCUCCAGGAUGGCGACGACCGUCUUAUGCAGUACGAUCGGCCCCUCAGCGCCAUCGUACCCAGCUCACGUUCAGCUCGUCCAUCCCUCUAGGAUGGCGACGACCGUCUUAUGCAGUACGAUCGGCCUCUCAGCGCCAUCGUACCCAGCUCACGUUCGGCUCGUCCAUCCCUUCCAGGGUGGCGACGUACGUCUUAUGCAUCACGAUCGGCCCCUCAGCGCCAUCGUGUCCUGAUUCACGGUUCGGAUCGCCCAUUCCCUCCAGGAUGGCGACGACCGUCUUAUGCAGUACGAUCGGCCCCUCAGCGCCAUCGUACCCAGCUCACGUUCAGCUCGUCCAUCCCCCCAGGGUGGCGACGAACGUCUUAUGCAUCACAAUCGGCCCCGCCGUGCCAUUGUGUCGGGUUCAUCUCCGGAUUGCCCAUCCCUUCUAGGAUGGCGACGACCAUCUUAUGCAGCAUGUCUGCCUCUCGGCGCUGACAUGCCCGGGUUAUCGAUGAGAGCCUCCGCUUUCUAUCACAUCUCACAUUCCUUCUCUCAUACAUUGCACCCAUUACAUUACAUGCAUUCAUGCAUUCAUGCAUCAUACCUCAUACAUUCAUACAUACACACGUGCAUCAUGUUUUGACAGUACCGCGACGUCGGUUUAUAGAUGCAUGGACUUCUAAGCUUCUCCGAUUGGAAAGCUCGAGUCAGAGUGCUUUACUCCCGCCUGAUGCAUUCAGGCGGAGUGUGCCCGUGGAGGAGCACCCUUCGCCCGACCCUGUCGGGAAGGGGGGUGCCUCACUGGUAGAUUACGUUCAAGAGUGCAGACACUCACUCAUAUAUGAUGAUUAUGUGAAGACACAGUGUCCAGCAAGACAGAGGAAGGGCGCAGGCAGAGUAUAUUUUCUCGAGCAGAUUCACGCGCUCACUACUCAAGAAACUGGGGGACUUGUGUUGGGAUAUAUUAUCCCGGCCUACUACUGUUCAGGAGCCCAAGACAUCAUCCAGUACGGAGCCCGAGCAGCUAGGCCCAUUUCGGCCCAUUAGGCCCAAUAUUGGCCCGUUUGGCCCAUUAGGGUGGAGAGCACCCCUCCCCCUAUUCUCUAUAAAUAUGGGAGCUUCCCUCCAUAUUAGGGAUCCCUUCCUUCUUCCUUCUUCCUCUAGAUUAGCUUGAUCCUCCAUUAAUAGGAGCUUGAAUAUUGUACUAUGUAAUGGUGAGGAGAGUCCUAAUGAGAAUGAGAGGGCUUGGACAUUAGCCUACAAAGUCCCGUGGUUUUCUCCCUUUUGGGUUUCCACGUAAAAAUAGUUUGUUCAUACACAUUUAUACAUAUAUUUACUAUAUCGUGUUGGAUUAAACUCAACAGGGGGCAUGGGUUCCUACGUGGCAGGGGGCACAGCCUACCGGAUUCAGCCACAUGUCCAGCUUUCCCAUCCCCAUUUUAGUAUAAAUACCUGCAUUAAGAACAUUGUAAGGGGUUAUCAUUUCAAUACUCAGAGCUUAGCAAAUAGAAUUAUCGUUCUUAUUCUUGUAUUCUUGUACUUACCCGCCGUUCGGGUAGUUCAGUGUAAUCGCAGCAUUACUG
Cuscuta epithymum is the source of this 5499-nucleotide messenger RNA. The record is from the annotation of a GenBank genome assembly. Lineage: Eukaryota; Viridiplantae; Streptophyta; Magnoliopsida; Solanales; Convolvulaceae.